Clarias gariepinus (North African catfish) is the source of this 722-nucleotide messenger RNA. RefSeq names its product phospholipase B1, membrane-associated-like. Gene Ontology annotation, molecular function: A2-type glycerophospholipase activity; retinyl-palmitate esterase activity; phosphatidylcholine lysophospholipase A1 activity. The record is from RefSeq and is a predicted model, not a curated record. Gene Ontology annotation, cellular component: brush border membrane. The coding region runs from base 162 to 722 and encodes 186 amino acids. Gene Ontology annotation, biological process: phospholipid metabolic process. The transcript has 8 exons. Lineage: Eukaryota; Metazoa; Chordata; Actinopteri; Siluriformes; Clariidae.
GCUUAGUAAAUACGUGGCCUGGUCUUCAAUAAUGUGCCGCAGGCUGAUGUCCUCCAUGCCAUGCCGCACCGCUGCAGUAAUUAUUUAAAAGGAGAUAAAGGAGCCCUGACCAGAUGUUUCCUGAGCUAAAAGGGGCCCUGGUAUAGUCACCUGCUCUGACCAUGUGCUUUAGCCAUUGUCCAGAUCUCACUCACUCACACACACACACCAUCAUGCAGGGGCUUUGGAUCGCCGUGGCAACGUGCCUGCUCACCCCCGGUUGUGUCAGAGGAAAUGAAUGGAGGCGGGAAUAUGAAGAAGGACUCGGCUAUUACAGCGAGGACGCUAUGAGGAAGGAGCAUCCUGAGAAGAGCAGACCUGUGAGCUUUAAGCAUGCGCCGUUCCUCUGUCCUGAUACGAGCCCCUCACCCUCCGUCCCCACUUCAGUUGAAGAGGUGAAGGCAGCCGACAUUAAGGUGAUUGCAGCUUUGGGAGAUUCUCUGACGACCGCUAUCGGGGCGAAUGCCACUACCGUACUGGGAAUCCCCAUCGAGUUCCGACAUGUCUCCUGGAGCAUCGGCGGCUACGGAACCUUCCAGAACGUCAUAACCCUCGCCAACAUCCUCAAGCUCUUUAACCCCAAUCUCGUGGGUCCGGCUCGAAGCAGAACCGUACACGGAACCCCGGCUCCACUCAGUGAUACGGGUUUGAAUCUGGCUGUGACGGGACACAACACCUUGUAG